Molecule: messenger RNA, 2065 nt
Organism: Acanthochromis polyacanthus (spiny chromis)
Lineage: Eukaryota; Metazoa; Chordata; Actinopteri; Pomacentridae
Exons: 6
Coding region: 102-782 (226 amino acids)
Molecular function (GO): zinc ion binding
Source: RefSeq, a predicted model, not a curated record
CUUGCAUCUAAACGAGUGUUGUGCAACAUUUUCCAAAGAACGAGCUGAUGAUUUGAAUAUUUCCCGAUCAAAGUGAACACUACUCCUCUUGUUGAACUAUCAUGCAAUGUGACCUGUACGGGAUACGGCUGGAGCAGCGGAGGAAAUUCGCAGCUACCAUGACUUCUUCAGACAGCGAGCUGAACGAUCUAUCUACAGAGCUGAAACAUGCUUCCCUCAAAAUGCAGCAACUUCUGGAGAGGAAGAAAAUUCUGUGUAUAUUCAAAGAGCUUAGGAAUCGUGCGGAGUUUGGACAAACAGAGGAAGCAUUUUCAAAUCAGAGAGAGAUCGAUAGCAUUGAUGUCAGCCUGAAACAGCUGAGCGACAAGAAGGCUGAGCUCCAAACAACCUAUGAUAACAUCCUCAGUGCCAAAGAGAUGACAAGCAAGAAAAAGGUGAGUUUCAGCUCUGAUCAGAAGAUUGAGCCUAUUGUUGAUGUUUGUGGGUCCGAUGUUUUCUAUGUUGAAGCUCCACCCACCUUUGCUGCCCCUACAGUGAUUCUGGACCUGGAAAACCUUCCACCACAUCCAUGCAGGACGCAGUGCCCAGAGUGCCGGCAGUUCAUCAUGACAGAAACUUUCAGCUCUGUGAGCAGCCUGACCUGGUUGACGUGUUUAUUGACAGCUUUUAUGGGCUGCAUUGCUGGUUGUUGCCUCAUUCCCUUCUGCACAGACAGCUUCAAGUCCACCACACACAGGUGUCCAAACUGCCGCACGUCGAUAAAAACGCUUAAAAAGCUCUGAGAGAAAAGCAGGUGGGGAAAUAUUGAAGCUCAGACUGAGGAGACGUUGGACUUCCAGUUCCUGGUGAUGUAGUCGUUGAGCACUAUGAGACUCUUGCAGAGUUCAUCUGUUAAUAUGCAGCAUGUGCUGAAUAUCAGUUGCUGAGCAGGGGCGGAUCCAGAAUAAUUUUAGUGGGGGGGCACAGGGAGGAUACAACAGAUAUUUUGGGGUGGGGAGGGGCACCGAAAAGUUGUAAGAAAAAAUGAAAGCUGCUACUGACCUCUCGCUUUUACAAACUAUUUUCCAUAGGUUUCUUUUUUUUUUUUUUUUUUUGGCUCUUUAACCCAACAGGAAAGCUGUAUAUGACCUUUUCAUUUUGGACUGUUAACAUUCAAAUGAUGAUGGACUUGUUUCCUUGUUUAUGUGAAUUACAGCAUCUUCAGCGGCAGCAUCUGCCUGUUAUGUAAAACUAGUAAGCUCAAUGACAGUAUCCUGAGGGCAAUUAAGUGACAAAUAUUGUGCAAGAACAGCACUGUUACGGCCACCAGUAUUGGUGUGCCGUCUUGUUUUGAGGUGGUGUUUUGUAGGGCCUUUGUUUGGGAGUAAUUUGUGUGUGGGUUCAGCUGGGGCUUUUUUGCAGAGCCUUUGGAACCCCAGCUGCCAGCCGUUUCAGCUGAUGACGACCUGCACUCCAGUCUGGUUCUCCCCGCCCUCCGGCCGUCCUGAUUGGGCCACCCUCCAGCUCCUCCUCCUUCGACCAACCAGAGGCACCCAGGCACCACACCUGGCACCAGCCUGGUACUUUGACCAGUCCACCCUGGUGCCUCUUUACAUUGUGGCUCUGUAUUGUGGUUCUGUGUGGUCUUUCGGUCUGGAAGCACUUGUGGUGGGUGCUACAGACAACUUCGACCUUCUGUUGGCUUUAGUUUAGUGUGGAGCCCUACAUCUCAGUGGAGAUUGAGGCUCCAAUUCGUAGUUUGCCAACUGUGUGUAGAAGGCACUUUGUAUUUUGAGCUUUUGUGAACUGUGCUCAGUAUGUACACUUAUUUAGAGGCACCAGUUUUGUUUAGUUCGUUUUGUACACCAUUUUGUAUUAGUUUUUGUAACUGGUGGUGGGUGUUGCUUCUGUAGUUCGGUUUGGCUAGGGAGUUUAGUUGUUUUCUUUGUGUUUAGCUUAGUUACAAACUCUGUUAGCCUUCGUUAUGUUUUAUUCCGUUCUUUGUUUUAGCAACACCCACCAGUCUUGUGUUUUAUUGUUACUUUUUGUUCCUUUUACUACUAAGCAAUAAAUCCCUUAACCUAAA